Molecule: messenger RNA, 2976 nt
Organism: Zasmidium cellare ATCC 36951
Lineage: Eukaryota; Fungi; Ascomycota; Dothideomycetes; Mycosphaerellales; Mycosphaerellaceae
Exons: 4
Coding region: 1-2976 (991 amino acids)
Biological process (GO): glutathione metabolic process
Cellular component (GO): cytosol
Molecular function (GO): 5-oxoprolinase (ATP-hydrolyzing) activity
Source: RefSeq, a predicted model, not a curated record
AUGGCAGCCAGACCUGCAAAGAGCGUGCGUAUAGGUGUCGAUGUUGGAGGAACGAACACCGAUGCCGUAGCGAUCGAUCCGUCUCAGCAACAUACUCCCUCCCGCGGAGUCCUCGCCCAUCAUAAGAGCCCGACGACUGCAGACGUGACAGCAGGAAUAGAAACAGCUGUUCGAACUGUACUCGAGAAGUCUGAGCUGCCCUCCGCAAGCAUUGCCAGCGUCACAAUCGGAACCACGCACUUUAUCAAUGCAGUCAUCGAGCAAGAUGCAAGAAGGUUGCGCCGAGUUGCCAUUAUACGCCUAUCCAAGAGCUUCCUUCGAGAAGUCCCGCCCUUCUCGGAAUUCCCUCCAGGACUCACCAGCAUAAUCAAAGGCUAUGUUGGAUAUGUCGACGGAGGCCUCCAUAUUGACGGCUCAGAAGAGGCGCCGAUCAAAGAAGAGCAAGUUGUGGAACGAUGUGCCGAAAUCAAAAAGUUGGGAUUAAGUGCUAUCGUUGUGGUUGGAGCUUUCUCUCCCAUCGACGAGGAUUUCAAGCAAGAGGAACGUGUUAGGGAUAUCGUACAGCGUGAGAUACCGCACGCAGAUGUGAUCGUUUCUCACGAGGUUGCGAACAUUGGGCUGAUCGAACGAGAGAAUGCUUCGAUUCUCAAUGCUUCUAUUCUGAGGUAUGCAAAGAGGACAGUGAAGGGCUUCAGACGUGCCAUGAAGGCCCUUAAGCUUUCAUGUCCACUCUUUCUGACGCAAAACGACGGCACCCUACUCGACUCUGCUGCAGCGGCAAAGAUACCCAUAAGGACGUUUUCCUCUGGCCCGACCAAUUCGAUGCGAGGAGCCGCUUAUCUCACUGGUCACGAAACUGAGAAGUCGUCUGCCAUCGUUGUCGAUAUAGGAGGGACGACUAGCGAUGUUGGUGUCCUGCUGCCGUCUGGCCUACCCAGACAGGCUUCAGCAUAUGUGUCUGUCGCUGGGGUACGCGUCAACUACUCGAUGCCUUCACUCCAUUCUAUUGGACUCGGUGGAGGCUCCAUUGUGCGAGAAUCUGACGGCAAAGUCACCGUUGGCCCAGACUCGGUCGGCCAUUACCUUACCCGGGACGCACUGGUCUUCGGUGGCAAGGUCACCACUUCUUCAGACAUAGCCGUCGCGGCAGGAAAAGCUGAAAUGGGCGAUAGCAAGGCUGUGGCAUCUCUCGCCCCUAGCCUCGUCGAACAAGCACAGCAGCGGAUUAGGUCCCUACUGGAAGGUGCCGUGGAUAUCAUCAAGACGUCCCCUGAGCCUUUGCCAGUACUGCUCGUGGGCGGAGGUGCAAUCCUUGCGCCAGAGUCCCUCAAUGGUGCCUCUGAGCUCAAGUUGCCGCCGUACCACGAUGUUGCAAAUGCAGUGGGAGCCGCAAUCUCCAAAGUCGGCGGCAUUGUGGACAUCAUUCAAGGCGUCGCAGAUCAGUCCGUCACACAAGCUGUCGACAGAGCGAAAGAGAUGGCGAUUCAAAGAGCUGUUGAUGCGGGUGCUAUCAGGGACAGCGUGAUCAUUGCUGAGGUCGAAACAUAUCCAGUCUCGUAUGUUGCUAAUCAGCUUCGUACCAUCGUGAAGGCGGUUGGUGAGCUGGAUAUCAACAUGCAGCCUGAACAACUUGACGAUGAAGAGGCAGAUGACCCGGAUCAAGAGCCAGAGGCCGCCAAAGACUUUGCUGUCAAGGUUGUGGACGAACCUCCGGUGGACGUCAUGAAGUACACCCCGACGAUUGCGAGGAGCAAAGAAACUGACAUACUCGAAUGGGACAUAACAGAGACUGACAUCAACUUCCUUGCCGAUGGUUGUUACGUGCUUGGCUGCGCAGGCGGUGGAAGCCCAGCAGCCAGCCGCAUACAACUGAGAGACAUGCUCAGAGCAGGCCACAAAAUGAAAGUCAUCGACGCAGCUUCACUAACGAAGGACGCAGUAAUCUACUGGGGAGGCCACAUGGGCUCACCCGCAACUUCUAACGAACGCCUCCAGUCCCUCGAGACAGUCCACGCUUUCAACGCCCUGAUGGAGUAUCUGCAUCAGGACUCGUUCGACGCAGUAAUGGGCCUCGAAAUCGGCGGAGCAAAUGGCCUGGAGCCUUUCCUCUGCGGCUCCUCACGCUUCUUCGAUCGCCCCGUAAUCGACGGAGACUGGAUGGGUCGAGCGUACCCGACCUACUGGCAAACUACCAUCGCAGUCCACGCUCCAGGCGAAUUGGUCCCUUGUGCGAUCGAUUCCGGCGAUGGCAAGACGAUCAUCAUGACGAAAGCUUCCAACGACGAAAUUGUAGACCGUGCCCUCCGAGCCUCCUGCAGCGAAAUGGGAAGCAGAGUAGGCAAGGCCGCGAAACCAACAACCACCCAAAGGGUCCGCGAUUUCGGCGUCCUCAACACGGUCUCCCUAGCCUGGCGGAUCGGCCGCUGUAUCGCCCAGGCCGAAGCGACGAACACCCUCUCGACUGUAGCAGAAGCCAUCGUGCACGAAGUCGGCGGCGAGAAGAGCGCGAAGAUUCUGUUUCGUGGCAAGAUCGUCGACGUGGAGAGGAGGUUGUUCAAGGGGCACUCGUAUGGUUCCAUCACCGUCGCUGCUUUGUCCACCGACGAGGAAGAGGAAGCAUCGAGCAAGCGAAUACCUUCUGUGGUCACGACGGGGACGAUCAGGAUUCCGUUCAAGAAUGAAAAUAUUUAUGCUGAGCACACUGCUGAAGACGGGACUAAGCAGAUCAUUGCGAGCGUGCCUGAUCUUAUCUGUGUUCUUGACUCGGCGUCUGGUAGAUCACUCGGCGUGCCGGAGUUCAAGUAUGGUUACAGAGUGACUGUCUUGGGCAUCACAUGCAGUCCCAGGUGGUCCGAUACGGAGGCUGGGCUGAAGAUAGGAGGACCUGGGGCUUUUUGCUACAACGACAUCACGUAUAAGGCAUUGGGUGAAUAUGUAGAACCCAGGAGCGUGAUCGAAGAGUUUGCCCCUAAAUAG